AUGCCACCUCGAUCGAUUAUCGAGCUCCUACCUGAAGAAGACUUACACUACCUAUCGCGCGUUGCCGCCCUCCGCCACCAGCCAGGUCACCAGGGCGCCCUAGGAGACCUCAGAAUUCCAGACCAGACGAUGAUAAACCAAUAUUUCAAGGGCCUUGUGAAUUCAUGGGAGCCACACGAGUUCACAGCCCAGGAACGAGAAAACAUCAGGCAAGAAGGCCUUCGAUACGUGGUCAUUACUCGUGAGCUCGAGAGGGCCCAACGGGACCUUUACCCGAGGCGUUUACCACCCGAUGUCGAGUCCCAGCUGGCGUUCGCAAAACAAAGCUACCUCGUCCGCUAUUUCCGGUUGUUCAGAGUGAAUGCUUUGCCAAGCGAAGUACUGAACAACAUCUUGCGCUAUGUGGUCUGGGACACUCCAAGAAGACCAGUAUUAGCAAGGUUGACAAUAACUUGGGUUUGCAGGCGUUGGAGAGAAAAUCUUCUGCACGAUUCGACAAUAUGGACGGCGAUUUGGUUCCGACCAGGGCCGUUGCGUGUUGAACGCGCUUUUACUUGGUUCGACCGCGCCAGGCAAGCUCCAAUGGACAUACGGAUUGACACGGAAGACGAAGCCAACAGCUCGUUGCUCUUGACUGAAGCUGAUAUACGCGGAAUUAUUUCGAGGAUUGUUUUGACCAAGCCUCGUAGUGUUCGCAUGCUCAUCCUGACGUUGGAUGAUUGGCCGACCGCCAUAACGAUCAUGGACCUGCUGGCAAAGUAUGGUCCAUCUGGCCUACCAGCACUUGAGCGAUUCGAACUUCAUCGGGGUGGACUGAAAAACGAGGAUCGCAAUUCACUCACCUGGCCCCCGCUCGACCCAAAACCUUUCCUAGGCGGCGCGCAUGCGCCGCAAUUAACCUAUCUGUCGCUAAACGGAGUUCCUGUUCAGUGGAAAGGCUCCAUAUUGGAAAACCUCACCACAUUCGAUAUCCGUCGUCUCCCGUCAAGCCAUAUGCCUGACCUCCCCCGUUUCCGCGAAAUUCUGAACAGUUGUCCUCGAUUGAUCAAGUUAUCGCUUGAUGGUGCUGGGCCACGGUUCGACAACUUGAUUGAGGCGCACCCAAUGCCGGUCGACCUUCCGUUACUACGGACUCUGGUUCUGGCCGAUUUCACUCGGCCGUAUGCGACCUUCAUUUUAUCCCUUUUCACUGCCCGCAACGUGAUCGACUUGACGCUCAUGAACUUCUGUGGGGAGGACUACAGCUCAGUGUUCACGUUAAUGACCGGGAUGUUCCCCCACGUUCGACUACUCACCGCUUAUUCCCUCGAAUUCCACCCAUACUUCCGGCCUGCCAUGGUGCGGUGGAUGGACUCGAUGCCCAGACUCGCAUACCUGCGAACCGCUAACCAAUCUUCCCAUUUUUACGGAUUAUUCUUCCGUGAAAAAGACCCCAUGAUAAACCCGGUUGCACCUCUCCUCAAGUUCAUUGAUUGCCAGAUGAUUGAGCCUCUUCCCCUUCUGGCGAGAUGGGUUCAGGAUCGUGCGCGCCUCGGACUCCCUAUCAAGAAAAUCUACAUCUCAGAACAACUCGGGGAAAGGCUUAAUGAGGCCCUUGUUCGAGAGCUAAUGGCUGCUGGUAGUGGCCUCUCGCGUUUGCCCAAGGGUGCGACCACGCCGGAAGAGGAGACGUUGAAGAAUGAACCGUGA
Mycena indigotica is the source of this 1689-nucleotide messenger RNA. Its product is annotated as F-box domain-containing protein. The transcript has 2 exons. Gene Ontology annotation, molecular function: protein binding. The coding region runs from base 1 to 1689 and encodes 562 amino acids. Lineage: Eukaryota; Fungi; Basidiomycota; Agaricomycetes; Agaricales; Mycenaceae. The record is from RefSeq and is a predicted model, not a curated record.